AUGGCCGCCGCUUCAUCGAGCGGCGGCGAGCUAAAGCUGACAGCGCUCCCUCGUGAAAUUCUUCUUCAAAUUUUCGACAAUCUCCGGCCGGGCCAUGUGGCGCGAUUACGCCUGGUUUGCCGAAUAUUCAACGAUGCGAUAGACGACGAUCGGUACUGGCUGAUGCGUAUCCAACGAACACUGGACGCAAAGCUGCCGGUCGCUGAGACAAGAUGCGAGAACUUUCACCCGAACAAGCUGAUGGACGGCAUUUAUUUCGAGACGGAACGCUGGUCGAAUGUCAGUGACGAAGACAAGUUUAUAACCGACGGCGCUAUCAGCCAUUAUGCUUCUGUGGAUGCUGUUCAGUUGUUUCGAAAUUCCUCCCGCCGAAAGUUCUGUCUGAGCGGCGCCAGGGAUCGGGCGUUGAAGCUCUUCGAUUUGGCGGCGAUGCGGGAGUCCCCAGAGGAAAAAAACGCUUGGCUUGUGGCAGGUAAAGAAGCGGCGCACGAGGGCUGGAUCUGGUCGGUCGACACGACGAACUGCGGCGCCCAGGUGUUGAGCGGAAGCUGGGACUCGACGAUCAGCCUCUGGGAUUUGGGAGAGCGAGCGUUUGAGCGAAUCUCCACCGCCAAGCACGUACCUGAUGGCGCCGUCACUGGCGUGCUCAUCGACGACAACGUGGCCAUCUGCAGCAAAUUUCACUCGUACAUUACCGUCAACGAUUUGAGAGAUGGCCUCAAAACGAUUGCCAGAUGCAAGGUACACACCGGCUCCAUCACCGCCAUCGCCAAGAAGGGUUCCCUGAUCUAUUCGUACGGUGUUGACAAGAAGCUCAAAGUCACUGACCGCCGCAACUUGGCGAAGCCGUUGAUGACGCUGAGCGUGCCCGCGUCGCUGAACAUGUCCUUGGGGCAAGGGCUCGCGUAUAUCUCGACUUCAAGCGGCUUUGUCUACGCAAUUCGAGCCGAUGAUCUCUCAUUUUCCCACAAGUUCAAGGCGGUCGCCACCGGCCAUCCGGUCCGGCAGGUCAUCAAGACUUCCGGAAGUAUAUUGGCGCUAACGCAGCUGAAUGGAUUGAAGGCAUUCACACUGGCCAGCACACCCGUCGAGUUCUACACGUCCGAAAAGUUCCACUGUGAGCCGUGCAGGUUCGACUAUCUCGACGGCGACGUGGUAGUCGGAUGUGGCGACGGAAGUGUGGCCUUCUGGCAAUGCCCGGCAGCGCUA
This is a messenger RNA of Mesorhabditis spiculigera, 1209 nucleotides long. The record is from the annotation of a GenBank genome assembly. Lineage: Eukaryota; Metazoa; Nematoda; Chromadorea; Rhabditida; Rhabditidae.